AUGAGGCCCCCACCAAGCCCGGCAGUGCCCAGUAGAACGAGAGAGGGGCCUGUGCCCCGGAUGCGGACACAGCCGAUGGGCAUCCCUGCAGCCCAGAGGACCGGUCCUCUCCAGUCCCACGGGAUGCGUCUGCUCUGGGGCCCUAGGAGGCUCUUCCUCACCCUGCUUCUGCUGGUUUCCAUCAAGCAAAAACUCCUUUUCCCUGGGAUUUUCCACAGCUUUUUAGCUAAGGGUGAGGACCUUCCAGCGUGCUCAGGGAACGGACUGUGUGUUUUGACCUUUCCUCUAGAGCCUUGUUUACUUUCAGAGAGCCCAGGAAGGGCCUACAGACACUGCUUGGCUCAGGGGACUUGGCAGACGCGAGAGAACGCCACGGCUGUUUGGCAGGAUGACUCAGAAUGUGCAGAGAACCACAGCUUCAAACAAAACGUGGAUCACUAUGCCUUGCUGUCCACCUUGCAGCUGAUGUACACCGUGGGCUACUCCCUCUCUCUCAUCUCCCUCUUCCUGGCUCUUACACUCUUCUUGUUUCUUCGAAAGCUGCACUGCACACGCAAUUACAUCCACAUGAACUUGUUUGCUUCGUUCAUCCUGAGAGCGCUGGCCGUCUUGGUGAAAGACAUCAUCUUCUACAACUCUUACUCCAAGAGGCCUGACAAUGAGAGCGGAUGGAUGUCCUAUGUGUCCGAGAUAUCCGCCUCCUGCCGCUCCGUCCAGGUCCUCUUGCACUACUUUGUGGGGGCCAAUCACUUGUGGCUGCUGGUGGAAGGACUUUACCUCCAUGCUCUGCUGGAGCCCACCAUGCUUCCUGAAAGGCGGCUGUGGCCCAGAUACCUGGUGGUGGGCUGGGCCUUCCCAAUGCUGUUUGUCAUUCCCUGGGGUUUCGCCCGUGCACACCUGGAGAACAUAGGGUGCUGGGCAACAAAUGGAAAUAAGAAAAUCUGGUGGAUCAUCCGAGGACCCAUGCUGCUUUGCGUGACAGUCAAUUUCUUCAUCUUCCUCAAAAUUCUCAAGCUUCUCAUUUCCAAGCUCAAAGCCCAUCAGAUGUGCUUCAGAGACUAUAAAUACAGACUGGCAAAGUCAACGCUGCUCCUCAUUCCUUUAUUGGGGGUUCAUGAAGUCCUCUUCUCUUUCAUCACUGAUGACCAAGUUCAAGGAUUUUCAAAACUUAUUCGACUCUUCAUCCAGCUGACAUUGAGCUCCUUCCAUGGAUUUCUGGUGGCCUUGCAGUAUGGCUUUGCCAAUGGAGAGGUGAAGGCUGAGCUGCGCAAGUCCUGGGGCCGCUUCUUGCUAGCUCGCCACUGGGGCUGCAGAGCCUGUGUCCUGGGGCAGAACUUCCGGUUCCUGGGGAAAUGUUCCAAGAAGCUGUCAGAGGGAGAUGGUGCUGAGACACUUCGGAAGCUGCAGUCCUCAACCUGCAGUUCCCACUUGGCCUCUGAGACCCGGGGGGAGCUGGGAGCUAGGUCUCACCGGGGCCGGGGAGCUUGGCCCCGGGGAAGCAGCCUGUCCGAGAGCAGUGAGGGGGACUUCACCCUGGCCAAUACCAUGGAGGAGAUUUUGGAAGAGAGUGAGAUCUAAGGCAGGGUCCAUUGCCCCAGCUCUGCAACUGGGGACUCCUGAGAAGGAGGUUGAUGAGCCCGGGAUCCUCCUCCUGCUCACUAUGCCCAUUUUGAUGUGAAGUCUCUCCUGGGUUGUCAAGCUCUGUAUAAAUGAGUCUGUGUAAUGCCCACGGCCCUUCCUGCCAUGGUCACCCUACUGGCUCCCCUGCCAGGUAUAUGUCCCAGAAUGUCCACUGAUCUCUGGGGCCUUGCCCUAAAUUCAAGUGAAUGUAGCUUUCCAUGAAGAGAAGUCACUUAUUAAAUAGGGUCCAGUUAGUAUCUCCUUGCCCCUCAUGGUGCAUGGCCUCCUUCUGGGUGUAGGGUGCACCGGAACCCCACAGGAAGCUUUGAAGUGUCAAGUCCUGGGGACCAUGGCCAACAUUCUGAGAGAGCAAGUCUGAGGUGAUGACCAAGAAUUGGAAGUGUUUGACAAGCAUCUGAGGAAAUUCUGGGAGGUUCGCCCUUGGCAAACUAGCCCUGGGCAGGAUAGAUGGAGUGGCUAGUAUGCAUUUGCUGCUCACCUGGGGCAUACCACUCUCCUUGGACAGGGGGUGACCCCGUGUUGUCCCCCAGAUCCCUCUACUCCCUGUUUCUCUUUUCUUCCUCUGUCAAGUCUCGCCUCCCUUUCUCUAUCUCAGUUCUGCCUGGGGUUGACAGAAGUUGGAAUGUUGGUUUCUGUCCUCGCUGCGGUGGCCACAUGCCUGGUGAUUUAAGGGGUGAGGUGCCCUGUGGGCCCAUGGCUUGAGAGCGCAGUCCAUCAAGGUGAGGAAGGCACGGUGGUGAGAGAGAGGGGUUCUAGUGGAGCUGCAGGACCAUGAGGUGACUCAUGAGGUGGCUGGUCACUGUUCUUGUCAGCAUGCCGGUUGGUUUUUGUCAACUUGACACAAACCAAGAAAUCUCCGGGAAGAGAAACUCUUAACUGAGGACUGUUCCCCCAUCAUACUGUCCCAUAGGCAAUUUUCUUGAUUCACGGUUGAUGUGGAAGGGCCCAGCCCACCGUGGGUGGUGCCAUCCCUAGGCAGGUGGUCCUGGGUUGUAUAAGAAAGCAGGCUGAGCGAGCCAUGAGGAGCAAGCCAGUAAGCCGCACUCCUCUGUCACCUCCUGCUUGAGUUCAUACCCUGACUUCGCUCAGUGAUGGACUGAUGUGGAAGUGUGAGCCAAACAAACCCUUUCCUCCCCAACUUGUUUUCGGUCAUGAUGUCUAUCAUGGCAGAAUAAAAAAGCAAAUCAGGACAGAAAUUGGUACUGGAGAGUGGGCUACUGCCGUGACAGACCUGACCAUGUUUUUGUGGGGGAGGAUUGUAGAAGUGUUUGGAACCUCAGGCUGGAAAAGCCUCCGAGGGUUCAAAGCUUGAUGGGUGUUACCAGACAAUUGGAGUGUUGAGGGAAAUGCGGUUGAUGGAGGCCUGGCUUGUGAACAUUUAGAGGGAAGACUCUAUGAGGGUGGUCUGAGGUGUUUUGAAUUGAGUUUGUAGCUUCUGGUCAGCUGAGGGUGAUGAAUCCACUCAGUAAGAGACCAGCAUCACUGAGGCAAAGCCUUCUGGGAGGUGUUCCUCAGGAUAGGAAGCCAUGGUCUGGUGGGGAGGUGGCGACCAGGCUGUACAUCAGACCAGUAGCAAAACUGGGCAAACCAGGAAGUCAGGCAGCAGGGAAAGAGGGAGGCUGGUGCUCUGUGCUCCUUUUCCAUCUUAUUCAGCUGGUGGGAUGGUGCUGCCUAUGUCCAGGGUCUUCCCUUCUCAGGUAAGCCUCUCUAGAAAUGUCCUAAGGCACAGUGAAAGGUGUGUCUCCUAGGUGAUUCUAAGUCCAGAUGAGCUGACACCACCUCACUGUCCUUUCUUUGGCCUCACCUGCCGGGAGCCUUUUGAAUGUUGUCAUUGGUUCUGUCCUCUUCUUCCUGGGUCCUCCUGUCCUGAAGUCAGUUUGUACCAGCCCACUUGUUCUACAUCCCUCAGGGAUAGGAACACCCUUCCAUUGUUGGCUCACCAUUGAUCCUUUGAUAGCCAGGCUUCCUGCUCCAGGAGCCUAAUCCAUUACUUUCCUGAUUCAAGUCCCAUGGACAAGAAUUCUUCCUCCCAGACAGGUGCUGACAGCCCAGGGGAGGGAAAAGGACUCUGGUUGAGUGUGGACUUGCUGGGGGAGGCACAAGAAGCCCAAGGCCCUACAGCUGUCAGGCUUAUUGGACCUUCAUGCCAAUGGGAAAUCAGCUGCAUUUGACCUGACCUACAGAGGCUGAGGAGGGUCAGGCAGCCAAGGUCAGGCCCAGUUAUGGAAGCCACAAGGCAAGAGGUUGCAGAAUGACUGAGGGACAAACUGUUUGUAGAAACUUUGUGCAGAUGGCAAGGAGUGCUGCUUUUUGUGGGCAAAGUGUAUGUGUCCAUGGUGGGGUAUGUUGCCU
Messenger RNA from Peromyscus californicus insignis, 3993 nucleotides. It is a transcript of the gene Glp2r, whose product is annotated as glucagon like peptide 2 receptor. The coding region runs from base 1 to 1578 and encodes 525 amino acids. The transcript is spliced from 11 exons. Lineage: Eukaryota; Metazoa; Chordata; Mammalia; Rodentia; Cricetidae. The record is from RefSeq and is a predicted model, not a curated record. Gene Ontology annotation, molecular function: glucagon receptor activity; peptide hormone binding. Gene Ontology annotation, biological process: adenylate cyclase-modulating G protein-coupled receptor signaling pathway; cell surface receptor signaling pathway. Gene Ontology annotation, cellular component: plasma membrane.